UUCCGGUUCCUUGCCCCAUUCUCCCCUUGGUUGCUAUAGAUGCUGCCGGGUACGCCGGGGCCAUGUCUGACACUUGGAGCUCGAUCCAGGCUCACAAGAAGCAGCUGGACUCGCUGCGGGAGCGGCUGCAGCGGAGGCGCAAGCAGGAGCCUCUGGACCUCAGGAAUCCAGACCUGGUGCUCAGCCCUCCCUUCCGUAGUGACAGCCCAGUGCCUUCCUCCAUUACCCCCAGCACUGCCACAGAGCCAGGAGAUUUAGUGACUGACCCUGAAUUAGAGAAGAAGAUCCUCCAUCACCUUUCGGACCUGGGGCUGGCGCUGCCCACAGAUGCUUUAACUAUAUGCCAAGCCAUUUUCACGGCUGAAGAAGCCCCUGCCAACCAACGGAGUGUGGAGAGCCUCUUACAGAAAUUUGCUGCCCAGGAACUCAUUGAAGUGAAGCGUGGACUCCUCCAAGAUGAUGGCCAGCCCAUGCUGGUCACAUACGCCGACCACUCCAAGCUCUCAGCCAUGAUGGGGGCUGUGGCUGAGAAGAAGGGCUUGGCAGAAGGAGCAAAGAGGCGAGCAGAGCAGGACGCUGGUAUUUCCAUCUCUACUCCAGGAGCUUCUCCCUUGACUUUGGCCAGUUCUGAGCCUCUGAAAGAGCCACCCAAGAAGUCACGCAAACAGGCUUCGGACCUUGAUCUGGAGAUUGAAAGCCUGCUGAGCCAGCAAUCCACGAAGGAGCAGCAGAGCAAGAAGGUGAGUCAAGAAAUUCUGGAGCUGCUGAACACAACAACGGCCAAGGAACAGUCUAUCGUGGAAAAGUUUCGUUCGCGGGGCCGGGCCCAGGUCCAGGAGUUCUGCGAUUAUGGAACGAAGGAGGAGUGCAUGAAGGCCAGUGAUGCUGAGCGCCCCUGCCGAAAACUGCAUUUCCGCCGCAUCAUCAACAAGCACACAGACGAGUCCCUUGGUGACUGCUCCUUUCUCAACACCUGUUUCCACAUGGACACCUGCAAGUACGUGCACUAUGAGAUUGACGCCUGCACAGACCUGGAUGCUCCCUGCGGGCGGGAACUUCAUUCGGGCCAAGAGCUGGCACUGCCGCAAGCUGUGGGGAGAGAUUCCAGCGUGGACCGCCUCUUCCCCCCACAGUGGAUCUGUUGCGACAUUCGCUACCUUGAUGUGAGCAUCUUGGGCAAGUUCGCUGUGGUGAUGGCUGACCCACCCUGGGACAUCCACAUGGAACUUCCCUAUGGGACACUCACAGAUGACGAGAUGAGGCGUCUCAACAUCCCUGUGCUGCAAGACGAGGGGUUUCUCUUUCUCUGGGUCACGGGCCGAGCCAUGGAAUUAGGCCGCGAGUGUCUUAAUCUGUGGGGGUACGAACGAGUGGAUGAGAUCAUCUGGGUGAAAACCAACCAACUGCAGCGUAUUAUCCGGACAGGACGGACAGGCCAUUGGCUCAAUCAUGGCAAGGAGCACUGCUUGGUUGGGGUUAAAGGAAACCCCCAGGGCUUCAACAGAGGUCUCGACUGUGAUGUCAUUGUGGCAGAGGUUCGCUCCACUAGCCACAAGCCAGAUGAGAUUUACGGCAUGAUUGAGCGGCUUUCUCCAGGGACCCGCAAGAUCGAGCUCUUUGGACGACCUCACAAUGUGCAACCCAACUGGAUCACACUUGGCAACCAGCUGGAUGGGAUCCACUUGCUGGACCCUGAUGUGGUGGCUCAAUUCAAGCAACGUUACCCAGAUGGAAUUAUCUCAAAGCCCAAGAACAUGUAAAUGCGGAAAGAGAGACUGCAGUGGACCAAGAGAAGAGAGACUGCAAUGGACUCCCACUGUUUGUUUGAGGAUGAAAAUGGGAGGCAAUGCAAGAAGAAUGUAUAUUCUAAUCUUUAGGUUUUUCUUUAAUAAAAUUGGUGUUUUUCUAUAGCUGAAGACUAUAGAUUAGCAGAGACCUGCCAGAGGAAAUAUUUUCCUGCAGCUGUUUUCAUGAGCCCAGUUUGCUCCCAGGAACCCCAAAUGCAACGUGCAUUUGUACCAUACAGGGUGCUACUAUUUCUGUGGCAGAGUUCUCCAACCUGAUUCCCCCAGAUGCACUGGGGCUGCAUUUUCCAGGGAAGCUCCAGCUGAGAGCGGGGAGAUUGAUCUAACAAUAUUGCUGGGCAGUGUUGAUGGCCAAUAUGGACUAACUCCUGUCAGUAUUUCUCGGCUCAUCUGGUAACAAAAGGAAGAGGUUUUGCCCCGAUCUUGGAUUGUGAGUUUAGGGGUGACAAUCCUGGUGUUCCCCUUUUUAGUUCCAAGCUUGCUGAAGGGAGGAAAGGGAAAUUUAGCAUUAGGCCUCACCCUGAGGACCAAGGCACCUUGUUUAGGGAAGACUGCCCCAGAGCUCCCUACUGAAGGAUGGGAGAGAGAGGACCAUUAAGCAUUCAGUGUGCAGAGGGAAGAGACAAGCACUCUAGUUGGAGCUGGAAAUGGGAGUAUUCCAAGCUUACCUUGGAACAGCCACUAGGUGAAGAAGCAGGCCCUGUGCUGAACAGUUCCAGAGCUAAACAUGUCCCAGGCUUCUGCCCAAUUUGGGGAUCAGGGAUUAAACUCUCCUGUGGCAGUUCCGGUGUUGGGAGGAAAUCAACUGGCUGGGUUUACAUGUAGCCCCAAGCUAUUGUUUGUUUUUCAAGUUGUGGACUUUUCUACUGCCAAUUAUUACAGUCUUCUGGCCAUUUACAGUAUUAAUAAGAUGGUUUGGCUUAGCUUGGCAUGAUGUGUGAGCCCAGCUGCUCCCGCAAGCAAAGUAACAGGAGCCUUACCAACCCAGAUUUUAGCACUGGAGGUGCAGGCUGAACAAACUGAAGUGGAGAUGCUCACUGGGAAUUGCACUACCAAGUCCAUCGUGCUGUUUGCCGCUGCCACAGCCUCUCUUCCUGGACCAACCACCUCGACACCCACCAUGGAAACAGAUUCUCAGCACUU
Molecule: messenger RNA, 2948 nt
Organism: Python bivittatus (Burmese python)
Lineage: Eukaryota; Metazoa; Chordata; Lepidosauria; Squamata; Pythonidae
Gene: METTL3
Product: methyltransferase 3, N6-adenosine-methyltransferase complex catalytic subunit
Biological process (GO): mRNA modification; RNA methylation
Cellular component (GO): nucleus; RNA N6-methyladenosine methyltransferase complex
Molecular function (GO): mRNA m(6)A methyltransferase activity
Source: RefSeq, a predicted model, not a curated record